Molecule: messenger RNA, 1652 nt
Organism: Nematolebias whitei (Rio pearlfish)
Lineage: Eukaryota; Metazoa; Chordata; Actinopteri; Cyprinodontiformes; Rivulidae
Exons: 10
Coding region: 54-1652 (532 amino acids)
Source: RefSeq, a predicted model, not a curated record
AGCUAGAUGAUGCGGUUGUGUCGACGUUAAGAGCUGCAAACAUCAGUGAGGCAAUGAUGGGCAACCUGUCUCGUGAAGACUUGCGGGACCUUUUCCCAGGACCAGAGAACUUUUUAAGAAGAAAAGCGAUCUGGAUUGCUUGUCAUGGUGCAUCAGAGGAGGAUUCUGGUAAAGAAGAUUCAACUUUAGUGAGCUGUUCCUCCAAUAAUGGGUCACCUAUGCAACAGACAUCCACUCCAAUGAAGUCCAGUCUUCCCAAGUUUGAAACUCCUGAAAAGGUUGUGAAAUUAACCUUUCCAGAAUAUGUACUCCACACUGACACUGAGCUUGAGCACGUAAGACAACAGUACUUUGAAUUGUCGAAGAAAGGGGAAGAGCGCAACUGUGAAAUGUCAAAGGAACUCAGAUGUCGUCUCAUCCGAAACACGAUGACCAGUAUGAUUGCAAUCUUGAGGGCAAAAGGAGAUGCAGAAUCACACAGAUACCCAUCAAAACCUGAAAUCACAGCAGUGGCUAAAAGGAUAGUGCUGUAUUACCCCAUGCUACAGGACCAAGGUCUGAAGAAUUCAUGGGUCACUGUGUUUGCGCAACUAAACAAAAGAUUGCAGAAUGUGAGGUCCCCUCUAAAGAAAUCUCAGAGUGGGAGACAAUCAAAGAGCUCUUCAAAGAGACGCCGUCUUGAUGAGCCCUAUGAUACAGAUGAAGCCAUGUCGAGCGACUCAACAAUCAUUCUGGACCAGUCUACAGAUGAGACUACCAGCACCGACUCAGGCACUACUGACAAGGAGAAAAACAAGACCCCAAAGCCCCCAGAAGCUCUCCCUCUCCUGUCCAGUUCUAAGACUAACAGGCCAACAGAUGUUGAAAGCUCAUACAACUACAGUCCAGCAAUCUCGGCCAAGCACUACAGGACCCUACAAUCGUUGUAUAAAAAAAAGAAUCCAAACCACCAGGAUGUGUCUCAUCUCCUGGAUUUGGAAUUUCAAGCCAGAAGAGCAUUCAUUGAUUCACAUAGUUUUCGUGAGGAGGACAGACACAACAAAAUCAUAGAAGCAUAUCCUUGUUUCAAGGACAUUGGACAUGUCAUGGAUGAGCUUCAACGCAUUCUGAACAAAGAUAACCCAUGCUACAUAGCUGAACUAAAGGGACGAUGGAAAGACUUCUGCCAGAAGGUGCAGUUUUUUGGUGUAUGGAAAAAAAUGCUGAAACUACCAAUGGGAGUGGACAAAGCUGAACAGGCUCUAGAGAUCCUUCAUGUCCUGCCAUCGCUGUUUCCGUCGGCGUCUGCUCCUCCAAAACGAGUACGCGAGGCAAGUGAGGCUCUGGUGCAUGUCCUUGAGGAAAAUGAAGACCCUGAUGCCUAUUUGAAGAAGCGCCCUCUCUCCUGUCCAAUUCUGAUUGUGUGUUCAUCCAACUGCCUGCUCGCGGUAGGAGACGUGCCCAUCACAACAUUUCCGAAAGACAAGGUUGAUGAGGGGGCUUUAUACCUGAUGGCAUACUAUUAUGCCCUGCAUCUUACUUACCCAAAGUGUGUGGCCACUCUGCUGUCAGUCAUACAGACAGAGGUCCUUUUGGACCAAAUCCAUGAGAGAGAUCUAACAUCAUCCUACAAAAAGAGCAUGGCCGAAUGGAAAACUUUUAUUGACCAGUAG